Molecule: messenger RNA, 1517 nt
Organism: Haliotis rubra (blacklip abalone)
Lineage: Eukaryota; Metazoa; Mollusca; Gastropoda; Lepetellida; Haliotidae
Product: arrestin domain-containing protein 2-like
Exons: 2
Coding region: 272-1006 (244 amino acids)
Biological process (GO): protein transport
Cellular component (GO): cytoplasm
Source: RefSeq, a predicted model, not a curated record
CUGAUCACAAGCAAAGACGAGACAGUUACCCAGUAUUAGCUGACUGGUUGACAAUACAGGGUGGCGUCGCAUCCGGCUACCCGUUUGUUGACGGUAUCUAUAUACAGUUACACUAGGCCACAACGUUAUUUAGGGCAAACCUAUUCGCCUACAGUUAGGUGCGGUUGAGAAAUGAAUGAACACUUCGGUACACAACCGUGAGGUGUGGUCACUUGGAUAUUAGCUACACGAGGAACAGUUUAAUACAUUUAAUCCAUUUGUGUCAUAAAAGAUGUCGUCGAUAAUGAGCAACAACGUCCCCAAGACGGCUGUGGAUGACAUGAUUAUCAACUUCGACUACGACAACAACGACAGGAAGCAGUUCUUCCUCCCAGGAGAGCUGAUGAAGGGCACUGUUCUGUUGCACCUGCGUUCCGGAAUCCGUGUCAACAGAAUUGUCAUGAUACUCAAAGGCAUGGCCAACGUGUCAUGGGAGAUCCCAGAACGAAAGAAGACCUACACGUCUAACGAGGUCUACAUAGACAUAUCGAAGUCUCUUCUGGACGGGGUCUUCAAAAGCCUAAACCUUGGGAGAGGGACUCACGAGUUCACGUUCAACCACCCAUUGCCAGAGUCCCUUCCAUCCUCCUUUCGAGGGGUGUACGGUAGCGUGACGUAUGUUAUGAAGGUGGAGUUGGAGGCAACGAACCCCAUUCACAACACCGUCACAAGUCAGCCGUUCUUUGUCUUCCGUCGGCCACCGUUAUCCAGAGAAACCUACCUUCCUAAAGAGCUCCAGAACAGCAAGAGGUUUCUCAGCUGUUGCAACUUCGGCAAGGUGAAGAUAUCUUCAGCGUUAACAAGAUGGGGAGGCGUGCCAGGAGAGAAUCUCUUGGUUAACGCUCAGGUAAUGAACUGGAGCGACAGGGACAUCCUUCGCAUCUUCGCCUCCAUCGUCAUGACCAGCGUCUACCACGUCAAGGACAAGAAGAUUACCUUCAGGGGAAAUUAUAAGUCAACGGGAUGAUGAAUACGGCUUCAACAACCGCCAUGGUCGUCGAUGGCGUGCGGUGAAGCUGCCAAUACCGCCCUACAUCGCCGACACCGACCUCGUCGGCUGCAACAUCAUGGACGUCACCUACAGUUUUCAGUUCAUGGUUGAGCUGGAGGACUACAACAUCGAUGUGGAAGGUCCAGUAGUCAUCGGGGGCACCCAUGGGGUACGGCCCGAUGUCUGACGCCAUCAGUCUUGCGACCGGCGUCCGAGAUCCGAGAUUUCCCAAACUACGGUCGUAACGGACGCAGCGUCGAUGAUUUUAGCGAGGAUAUUUUCUUCGACAGGUGAAGAUUGAAAAUAUUUUCAGACUUCAGAAAUUGAUUGAUGUGCCUAACGAAACGAAAGUGUUGAAGGAGAACUUCCGGAUACGUGUAGACAAUUACCAACGAUCGAGCUCUUCAGAAAUAGACAAUAUAUACAUAAUUAUACUUCUCGAUGCCAGUCACUCUCACGACAUUCCCGAAUAAGGAUGGAUAUUUUG